Messenger RNA from Melampsora larici-populina 98AG31, 1533 nucleotides. RefSeq lists its product as uncharacterized. The record is from RefSeq and is a predicted model, not a curated record. NCBI's taxonomy places the organism in Eukaryota, Fungi, Basidiomycota, Pucciniomycetes, Pucciniales, Melampsoraceae. The transcript has 3 exons. The coding region runs from base 1 to 1533 and encodes 510 amino acids.
AUGCCAUCUAAUCCAUACAAGACAUCUGUGAAUCAAUCAAAGAGCGUCAAGAGAUGGGCUCGAACUAUUCGUAACAAUGAUGCACUUGGUAUCUUGUCAAAAUUUGAGAUGAAACGUGUCAAUGAUAAACUCAGGCUUAUGGUUUUGUGUUAUAUCUCUCAGUCGCUUGUCCAAAGACAUUUGCGGGUGUUGAUGUGUCGCGAGUCGGACACUUCACUCAUUCCGCCAUCUCUUUCAAAGGUUGAGAAAGAGGGUUUAAUGGAUCGCUUCCAUGUCGGAGCGGAGCUUCCUCAAACUUCUUCUAUCCCGUUGAUCUCGGUUACAGACUUUGUGAGAACCGGCGUGCACAUAGCAGCCCGUGAUUUCUCCGAAGUUGAAUUGGAGCUCAUGCGCUGGGGAGUUCGACGUUUCUCUUUUGACUGGGAGGCUGAAUGGGACAACCGCGCAAAUGCCUUAUCCCGUGAAAUCUUCUGGAAUUCAUUCCAUCGCGCCAUAAGAUAUGGCUCUUAUCAGUUUACAAUCAGCUCCGACAUUCUGACGCGGGAAAUAAUCUUACCAGUUGUCGAGAGGCAAUUCAAACGCCUUGCUUUGAUUUACCAAGACCAAUGUCGAAACACCGAAGUCGUUGACUAUCAUUAUGUGAUAGCCGAGAAAAAAAAGCUUUGCAAAGAAUACCGUGAAUACUUAGUCAAGUGCGGUGCUUCACCACCUUUGGCCUCCAUCUUCCAGCCAAGGAACUACCCAAUGUUCGGCGAUGUUGUGGAAGCCACAGUGAUUGUUGGUACCCAUCAAGUUAAGGAAUUACAUUUUGCCAUACCUCAAUGGUGGUCUCAAAAAGCAGCUUCUUACAUAGAGUGUAUCGAGGAACGGGUCCACUUUCAAGCUACCUCCCGUGAAGCGGUUCCUGGAAAUACUCGUCCUCCUCACAAGUUCAUUGUCAUGUCUUCAACAAACUUCGGCUUUAUACCGCGUCACCUUCCCGCAGACCUGUAUAGCAAAAAGUUCAAGGCGUCUUUACUACCAUGCGAGAUUGCUGAGCUAAAAAUGAAACCCUCUGUGUUACCCGAAAUCGAAAAUAUGUCGUCAAUCUUCACUGCGUUCGCAACUGAAUUUGACUAUCAUCCCUUGGACGGUGUGGUCGAUGAUCGUUACUCUAGUGACGAUGAGGAGUCUUCCGAUGAUAUUUCCGAUUCCAGUUCAGAGAUAGCCCUCGACGCUCUUGCUGCCGAUGCGCCCGAAAUCAACCAUAUCGAGCCUUGCGUCCAGACUCAGAUUGUGAACUUACAGGCUGAUUUACAGAAGUCAAUUGCUGUGUUUUCAGAUUUCCAAAAAGAAUUACAAGACCACAUGCCUGCACGCUUGGAAGAGUUAGAACAAGCCAAAAAUGAUAUCAACAACAUCAACAAUAAGCUUCAAACGUUUGAAGGGAUGCUAGGGUCUGGUGAAGGCGCAAGAUUGUCGGCUGACACUGACCAAGAUUCGGUGCCGCUCCCAGCUGCCUCGGAUAUAUUCCCACCUUCCAAGGAUGUAUGA